AUGAGUCGUCUGAGAAUAGUGUCCACCACGUCCAUGGCAGAGUCGUCGUGGGGCACACAGAAACGGAAUAGAACCUCGAGGAUCACUAAGAUUGCCCUCAGGCAGCCGAGGAACGAUGCUGCCAAGGAACACUUGAAGAGCGUUACACUCCCGGAAGUCAAGGAAUCCAUCAAGGCAUCCUUCGGUGAGUACAUCAUGUACGAGAACCGGAGCAACAGCAAGAAGAGGAUUUUCAUCAUCGUGGACAAGAUCGAGACAUUCGAAUACCGUGAUAGAUCGCACUCCAUUGAUAUCGGGACCGUGCAGGACAUCAACAAGGGGAUGGACUACAUAUGCCUCAACUGCUGCUCCAUCCCUCCCUCCCCUGGCAUCAGUUCUUUUCUCUUUCCCCCACAUCUUCUUGCCGUGAGGAAACUUGCCAAGCAGCGCAUCGAAUACCCAGAGACCUCUGAGCGGGAGAGCUAG
Molecule: messenger RNA, 465 nt
Organism: Guillardia theta CCMP2712
Lineage: Eukaryota; Cryptophyceae; Pyrenomonadales; Geminigeraceae
Exons: 3
Coding region: 1-465 (154 amino acids)
Source: RefSeq, a predicted model, not a curated record